Myzus persicae (green peach aphid) is the source of this 1825-nucleotide messenger RNA. RefSeq lists its product as uncharacterized. Lineage: Eukaryota; Metazoa; Arthropoda; Insecta; Hemiptera; Aphididae. The transcript has 10 exons. The coding region runs from base 165 to 1799 and encodes 544 amino acids. The record is from RefSeq and is a predicted model, not a curated record.
CGUAUUACUCGCUAUAUCUAAGCAUUAUGUAAUCGUAACGUAAUUGUUAUGUAAAUAAAAACAAAGCAAGCGGCCAAUGCAAAAACAAUCGCUCGUACUAUUUUUUUUUCACCAUUUAAAACAAUUAUAACACUCAUUACAAGCCAAAAUUAUAUACAAUAACCAUGGUAAGUAGGACUGGGCUUUAUGCCAGCGUGGUGAAGGCUGAUUUCAACGAUAUAAAUCAGAAAGAUGAAACAAUUGAUAUUACUGGAGUAUCGUGCAACCCAGCACCAAUUGUAUUGAAGCCAUUGGCAUCGUUGUACAAUCCAUAUCCAUAUGGUUGUUCAGUGUUGUGCAAUCAUCCACUGGAUAGUGAAAUUAAAGAUCUAGUAAAAAAAGCUAAGGACGCUUUGGCUUUGGACCCUAAGUCACCACACCGCUAUCCUGAUGUCGAUGAAAUUAACAUUAUCGUACCAGAGGAGCUGUUCAGGAAAUAUACAGAAACAGAUUCUAGAGCUACCAGUCCUAUGCCUACUGUCGUGCAAAAAAAAACUCCAGCUGAAUUAGCAAUAGACAAAUCUCGACUUGUAUUGGAUUUAAAUCGAAGUAGAAGUCAACAGUCAUCGAUUAAAUUUUCGGGUGUUGUGGGUCAAGAUUUUUGUGAAGCGUUGUCUUUAUGUCAUGGUUCGGUGCUUCAUAUACCACAUUAUUUUCGUCCAAAUUAUACAACCAGUAUUUUAGGACGAAAAGUAGAAGUUAAAAAAGAAGUAUUAAAAAGACGACCUCGACACCAAAUCACUAUUACAGAAAAACAAGCAGACAACAUCGCCGUUAAUUUGCGGCAUUUAGAUUUACCCGGUUCUUAUGAUGUGCAAAAAGAUACAGAAGAAAACAAAGAAGUAACUUGGAGAAGAGGAAAACCUGUUAAACCAGGGAAAAAAAAUCAAAAAAAAUCAGGAAAAAAGAAAUCAGGGCAACAUAAUAAAGAAUUUAAAGGAGUCCAAGACCCAUUAGAAACUCAAGUGUCUACUAUAAAUCAAAAUUCAUUAAAUGGUAGUAUAAUUACUGAAAAUGACGCUCAACUAAUUGAAGAAGAGACUAACGAAGAACCAAAAACAAGUUCAUUCAUAGACAUUGAUAUUUUAAAAGAGCUUCAAAGAGAAUUGCACUUACUUGACGUUGAAAAUGAAUUUGAUGUGAAGAAACACAUGGCAUUACAAGAGGCAUACAAAAUGCAACCAAUACUAAUCAAUCAAGAAGUCAAUAAUGAACUAGAGGCAUUAAAACUUAAAUUAGGAAUGAAUACAGAGGUAAUUUUACCAGGUUUACCAAGAACAUUUUCUAGAAAGAACAUAAGGUUCGAAUUACCACUAGACAGAAAAAGCUUAAAAGAUAUGACACCGUUAGAUUAUUUGAGAAGUAAUACAAGUAUUAUUGGGAGCUGUCUAGUCAUAUAUUCGAGAGUUUUCGAAAAAUAUAACACUAACUUAGAGACAAGAACAAUUCAUGAAAAUAAACUCAUAUCUGCAUUAGGAGAAGUGAUGGGCAGACAAUUUUCUAACCAGGAAGCUACAGAUUUGCAUCAGAUGAUUGGAUGGUCAAGUGGUCAAAUUCUGACAUAUCGUGAAUGGUGUGGUUUGUGUGGGGCAGCAGAACGUCUUUUAGGACAUCGUUUUGUUCCGCAACCAUUGAGUAAAGCCCAAGAUCCCUGUAAUGAGGUGGAAAACGCUGAUUUUGCAUUGUUAGACAGGUGGCUUCGAGAUUUGUCACCAGAUAAUUCACUGUAUAAAUUAUUAACUCUAAUUAAAAACACUUAAGUAAUUCAAAUUUUGUCAAGUUUCAA